UAUAUUCCUACCGCCCAAACAUAAACCGUUGCAUGAGAUUGAUCAUUUUCGUCAUUUAAUUAGUCAAAAAACGCAAUGGAAGAGGACCUCAAUCGUCUGUCGGCGAACAUAAUCGCAAAUCUGGAUCAUAUCAAUCGCAUCCUCGCAUCUGGCAGACUAGAGUCUAAACUACUGGACAACUUGGACCUGCCAGACAGACUGCUCAAACUGUCUCAGCAAGAAUGGACUCCCAGCUCGGACCUUCAAUCGAUAGAUCACGCCGAUCGGCUUUCAGUGGAAGAUGUUGACCAUAUUUUCAACAGAAUUCGUCACCGUCCCACCGGCGGAUCUCGUCACAAUCGCAACCUAUCGCAGAAGAAGCCGAUUCCGUUGCAGCAGUCUCGAAUUUUGAAUGAAACCAAUCUGGCUAACAGUCAGUCCGGGUCGCUAACCGAUCUCAGCGACAGCGGUAAGCAGCAGCCAAUCAAAAGUAUAGACGUGGAAUUUCUGGUGAAGUCCCUGAAACAGUCAGCCGAAGCAUUGGGACAGAUCGAAAAUCGUAUUAUCGAGCCGAUGGAUUUCCAACGGAUUGAGCGAAUUCAUAGCAGGGAAAGUUCAAAAAUUUGCGAUCGCAUUAACGACAUAGAUGCCAUGAUACAAGACCUUGGGAAGUAUGUAGACAGUGAACGAAAUGAUGACGGUAAAACUAAGAAUCUGAUGAGCGAUGAGUUGGUCAGCAAGCUAAGGAAUUUGUCGGCAACCUUGUCGCAGGUUAUUUUCAUCAAACAAAAUGAGUACAUUCCGGAUAUGAGUGAUUUUUUGGUGCAGAGCGCUUCACCACUGGCUGAGUGUCUCGACGAUAUCAACGAAAAUAUACGUCAAAACAAAUUACAUCAAUAACUGAGUCCAAGUUAAAAACGUUAUUUUCAAAAAUGUAACUCAUUAGAUUUUUACUGUCUGUUAUAUGAGGGCGAAUUGUAUUUUUAA
Molecule: messenger RNA, 966 nt
Organism: Toxorhynchites rutilus septentrionalis
Lineage: Eukaryota; Metazoa; Arthropoda; Insecta; Diptera; Culicidae
Exons: 2
Coding region: 76-879 (267 amino acids)
Source: RefSeq, a predicted model, not a curated record